This is a messenger RNA of Fusarium odoratissimum NRRL 54006, 791 nucleotides long. RefSeq names its product adenylate kinase 1. Gene Ontology annotation, biological process: ADP biosynthetic process. Gene Ontology annotation, molecular function: ATP binding; AMP kinase activity. Lineage: Eukaryota; Fungi; Ascomycota; Sordariomycetes; Hypocreales; Nectriaceae. Gene Ontology annotation, cellular component: cytoplasm; mitochondrion. The record is from RefSeq and is a predicted model, not a curated record. The coding region runs from base 1 to 771 and encodes 256 amino acids. The transcript has 4 exons.
AUGGGUUUCAUUGAGGACGAGCUUAAGCAGCUCAAGGAUGUUAUUAGCACCAUUGACACUCGCAUCAAGAAGCUCGAGGCGCGAGCCACUGGCGGUCCCGUCUCUACUGAAGAGAUCCGAAUGAUCCUCAUCGGUCCUCCUGGUGCUGGAAAGGGAACCCAGGCCCCCAAGAUCAAGGAGCGCUUCUCUUGCUGUCACCUGGCUACCGGUGACAUGCUGCGAUCCCAGGUCGCUAAGAAGACCCCUCUCGGUGUCGAGGCCAAGAAGAUCAUGGAUGCGGGCGGUCUGGUCAGCGACGACAUCAUGAUUGGCAUGAUUAAGGAGGAACUUAACAGCAACAAGGAGUGCCAGGGCGGUUUCAUCCUCGAUGGUUUCCCUCGAACUGUCCCCCAGGCCGAGAGCCUCGAUGCCAUGCUCACAGAGCGUAACCAGAAGCUCCAGCACGCCGUCGAGCUCCAGAUCGACGACUCUCUUCUCGUUGCCCGUAUCACUGGACGAUUAGUCCACCCCGCUUCCGGACGCUCAUAUCACACCACCUUCAACCCUCCCAAGGAGUACAUGAAGGACGACAUUACUGGCGAGCCUCUUAUCCAGCGAAGUGACGACAACGCCGAGGCUCUGAAGAAGCGUCUUGUUACCUACCACAAGCAGACCGCCCCUGUUGUGGGUUACUACAAGAAGACUGGUAUCUGGAGCGGCCUCGACGCCAGCCAAGAACCUGGCCAAGUGUGGAAGAACAUGCUUAAGGUCCUUAACGAGAAGCGAGCUUAAAUUCUGCCCGGAGUGGUUGA